Molecule: messenger RNA, 7313 nt
Organism: Ictalurus furcatus (blue catfish)
Lineage: Eukaryota; Metazoa; Chordata; Actinopteri; Siluriformes; Ictaluridae
Gene: prr36a
Product: proline rich 36a
Exons: 6
Coding region: 189-5477 (1762 amino acids)
Source: RefSeq, a predicted model, not a curated record
AGCGCGCGCUGCACAGGGUAACACGUUUAGAAAUUUCGCGCUUUCCGCGUGCGCUCCUUUGACGUGUGAGGAGGAGAAGGCGGCCUACGUAAAGUCAAAUCCAACAGCUGAUCCUGGGUUAAGCGUAUACAGCCCUGAAUCCAGACUGACAACUGGGGCAUACAAAGACUUGCCAGGCAGCGGUUGAGAUGAAACCUGAUGGGGUUGCUACAACUCCGGCUGAGCCAGCAGAUGAUGUGGUGGAGUCUGUUCCUGAAGCAGCUGGAAAUGAGGAGCAGGUCCAACAAGACUUGAGUCCAUCAUCUCCACAGCCUGAGAAGCCGGACAAUGAAGGUGAGCAAGAAGGAGCGAACUCAACACUGCCUCCUCCUGAAAAAGAGGUUAAUGGGAAGUUUUCAAAACCUAAGGACAAGACUAAAGCCCCAGUAAAGACCAAGCCUGGAACUGCAGGUACUAAAGCAACAACCACAACAGGCACUGCAUCUCGUCCUGCCAUUGCUCAAAACCAAGUGGCCAAUGGUGUUCUGAAGAAGGCCUCAAAUGGUGCAAGCAAGAAACUGGUGAGUAUGUCCUCAGAGAUGAAGAAAAGUGCCCCUGUUGGAGGCUCACCUCAAGUCAAGAAAGUGCCUAUUGCUACAACUGUAGCUCCAAGGACACAGGUGAAGGCAGCUGAACGAAAAGCUGUUGGAUCUGUCGGCUCAACGGCCUCUACAAGUAGUGGGACAAGAAAAACGGCAGCAGCAGCAGCCUUGUCAACGUUGAGCAAAAAACCAGUAACAGGAGGCAGCAAUACGGCAGUCAAACCUAAGACCCCAGCAGCAUCAAGGCCUACUACUGCACCUGCUGCCAAAGCCAAUGUUUCAGCUGCCUCCAAAGCUGCACCUAUUCCCAAGACAACCAGGCCUACUGUAGCAGCUGCUUCUUGUCCUACCACUUCCUCAGUGCCAAUUAGACCAACAACCACUGCUAGUAAAUCUACAGCCUUAAGAAAAAAUGUCUCCGCUCCUUCGGCUGCUGACUCAUCACAGCCUUCUAAGGUCUCCACUACUGUAGCAGCUAAAAAAGAUAUUAAAACCACCAUCAGUGCGGCAGCCAGAAAACCGUUGGCCUCUACCACCACACGCUCUACAGCUACAAAGUCCUCCAAACCUGAACCCCCCAAACCUGGUACAGCUGCCAAACGAUCAUCUACAGACGCUAAAACAUCUCAACCAAAAACGGAUGAAACUAGACAAGUACCAACAAGGAAGGCCCCUUCAAGUUCCCGAAACAUUUCCUCACGCCCUGCUUCAGGCAGUAACCACAAGCAGGGAAUAAGUAGUAAACUAGUCUCUGUGAAGCAUCAAACAGCCAAACCAACACACUCUGUUUUGCCAUUAGUCAUCAAAGGAAAGCCUUCAGAACAGUCAUCAGAGCCUGUGGAACCCUCUGCAAUUUUGGAAGCAACUGCCUCUGUAACUACUGCAGCCAUAGCACCUGUAGAAUCUGUGAUAGAAGCACAAACUCCUUCAGUAGAGCUAGCACAGCCUGAUCAACAAACCAGUGCACUUGUGGAAAGUCAGGGAGAAGGGGUGCAAGUACCUGCCUCUGAGACUACAAAUGUAGACACUGUUUCCACUGAAGAGACAAUAGCUGUUGAGUCAUUAGCUAUGCAGUCAGUAGCUAAUGUCCCUGUACUUAUGUCUAAUCUGCCAACUGUUGUACCAGAAUCCGAAAAAGUUCAUGACACUGUUUCGGUUGUAAUACCAAUGGCACAAGAAAUGACUGAGCAAGAACUUGUAACUGCUUCACUAUGUGAGGUCUCAAUUACUGCCCAAGUGCCUCCUAAGGACUUGGAUGUUGUUGAGAAGCAGGAAGAGGAAGAGGAAAGGGAGGGCAGUCAGCAGGUGUCUGUGUCUGACAUGAGUGGUACACAGCCUACUGAAGAGUCCAGGCCUGGUUCAGCUGGUCUGGCUGGUUCAGUAUGGCAAGCAGGAGGCCUGCCCUCAGAAUUUGACUCUGAGGAUGUAAGCUGUAGCCAGCAAGGAGCCUCUGAGCUUAGUGCUCCUGGUGUUUUAGAGGGCACUGAAAGUAUGGAUGAUCUAGGUGAGGCUAGCCUGAAGGGUGCUGAUGAAGUUGCAUCAGCUGGAUCUCCAGACUUUGAGAAGUUUCCUGAUAUUCCGGUCAAUGAAGAUGAUGAUGACGAUGAUGAAGAUCGUGUUGAUUAUAUGGAAGUAGGAUCAGAAAUGACAGAAGACCCAUUCAGGCAGUGCAAUGACAAUGAGGAUGAAGAUGAUGAUGUGGAGAUGGCAAGUGAGGCUGUUACGGAGAGUGGCCUUGAAAGUUAUGGAAAUGCAGAUGAAGAUGACUUUGCAGAAGAUUACAGAUUGGACAACCUGAACCGUAUGCAACCUUCAUCCAUUGUUCCUACUGCCCUUUCUGCAGCAAAUCCUUUUGCUGAUGCCUGGUCACUACAGCCAGAACCCCUUGUCUCCAGUCCUUCCAACCCUUGGCAAGUGUACUCACAAUUGCCUAACCAACCUACUGCUCAAGCCUGUCUGGAUAUUGGAAGUGCCAAAACAGAUCCAUCUUCUCAGUCUCCAUCUGUUAUGGAUCCUGAUCUAAGCUCACCUCAGCCUUCUUCAGAGCCUGCUGCAGAGAUGGAUAUGGGCCUCAAACAAAGCUUGGCAUCCCAUUCCCAACACAUUUCUCAGUCUAGCACUCUGCUUGACCCAGAACUAGCCAUCCAUACUUGUAGUGAUUCAAGCACACCUGAGGAGUUGAAAGAUUACAGUAUAAGCCCUGGACUAGAGAAUCAAAAACCGCCUUUAACAGUGAGCCUGAUUCCUGCUUCUUUGCCAGACAUCAUGCAGGAUCUACGCAUUUGUAGAUCUGAUCAUGCAGGAUCUGAACAUGAAGAGGAUGAACCGGAGACUCUGCCUGCAGAUGACAUGUUGGUGCAGAAGUCAUCACAGUUGACAGACCAGCCAUCCUUACAUUCUUCUGCCACUGGAGAUGAGGCUAGUGACACUGAAGGGGACCUGCAGCUCAGUGACCCUACUGAACCUGGUUCUACUGGAAAUGAAUGCUUUGACAGCACACAAGUUGUCCAUAGCAUGUCAGCCUUGGUGGAGGAAUGUGAGGAGGCCUGCAUUGAGAUGGAGGGAGGUGGUGGGAGUGACACUCCUCAGUCUGCCACUUCAGCUGCCUCCUAUGGUUUUGAGUGCACAAUCUCUAACGCUAAUGCUCCGUUUACCACAGAGAGCUGCAUCAAAAGCCUGGGCAUUUUUUCGCUCGAAAAUGAAGAGCAGCUUCCAGAAGAGUCCAAAGACGCAUCACUUAUUAAGGAGCUGAACCUUGCAACUGCCAGUACAUACUCACAAUUACCAAAUCAACCUGCUAAUCAAUCUUGUCUGGAUAUUGGAAGUGCCAAAACAGAUUUAUCCUCUCCUCAGUCUCCAUCUGUUAUGGAUCCUGAUCCAAGCUCACCUCAGCCUUCUUCAGAGCCUGCUGCAGAGAUGGAUAUGGGCCUCAAACAAGGCUUGGCAUCCCAUUCCCAACACAUUUCUCAGUCUAGCACUCUGCUUGACCCAGAACUAGCCAUCCAUACUUUUAGUGAUUCAAGCACAUGUGAGGAGCUAAAAGACUACAGUAUAAGCCCUGGACUAGAGAAUCAAAAACCGCCAUUAACAGUCAGCCUGGUUCCUGCUUCUUUGCCAGACAUCAUGCAGGAUGUAGGCAUCUGUAGAUCUGAUCAUGCAGGAUCUGAACAUGAAGAGGAAGAAUUUGAGAUUCUUCCUGCAGAUGACAUGUUGGUGCAGAAGUCAUCACAGUUGACGGACCAGCCAUCCUUACAUUCUUCUGCCCCUGGAGAUGAGGCUAGUGACACCGAAGGGGACCUGCAGCUCAGUGACCCUACUGAACCUGGUUCUACUGGAAACGAUUGCUUUGACAGCACACAAGUUGUCCAUAGCAUGUCAGCCUUGGUGGAGGAAUGUGAGGAGGCCUGCGUUGAGAUGGAGGGAGGAGGUGGUGACACUCCUCAGUCUGCCACUUCAGCUGCCUCCUAUGGUUUUGAGUGCACCACCUCCAACUCUAAUGCUCUGUCUACUACAGAGAGCUGCAUCAAAAGCCCGGGCAUUUUUUCGCUCGAAAAUGAAGAGCAGCUUCCAGAAGAGUCCAAAGAUGCAUCACUUAUUAAGGAGCUGAACCUUGCACCUGCCAAUGCUUCUGCAGAUGUUGACCAGCAAGGGGAGAGUCAGCUAAACUCUGAGCAGCAGUACAUGCUUUGUGGGAAGGGCACUGAGGAGUUGCCAGAGCCUUGCUCACCAAGAGGCACGGUCUCCAAUGAGACGGGUUUGGAUAGCUCUUCCUACUCAGAGCACCAAGACUUGGAUUGUGACGCACCGCAUCCCUACUACUCCACAAUAUCCGAAAAGACUGAUAGCUUCUUAACAGGAAGUGACCUCUGUGUUCAACAGCAAGAAAAGGUGCCCACAGUCCACACAACAAGGCCACCCAAGCACCAUUCUGGGCUACGUGUGGAUCAUGUGACCCGUCUACCUACUGAUCUUCCUCCCCGGAUGCCAAAUCUGGGGUGCAACACUCAACUCCGUCGGCUAGAACAACAUCAGCAGCAGCUUGAGGAGAUUGAGCAGCGGCGGGAGCAACAGAGCCGUAGGGCUGGGAGACAAAUGGAGGAAAGGGAGGAGAAAAACCAAGUGGCAGGAGAGCUUGAACAAAAGAACCGGGAGAAGAAUGAGACUGAGUUGGAGGUUCAGAGGAGGGAUCUGCUCCACCUGCAAAUUCAACAGCAGCAGCAGGACCUGAAGCAGAGACAGCAGGUCAUGCAGUGGCAACAAGAGCUGGAACAACAGAAACAAAGUAAGCACCAAAACAGCCACCAGAAGAAUGCAACUGCAGUUCUGUCACCUUCUGGGCUUUGCACCAUCUAUGAGGCUUUAGAGAUCAGUGAUUCAGAGGAAGACUUCGAAGACAAAGUGGAAGAGAGGGAAAUAUUGCUAAAAGUAAAGGUAGAACAUGAAUGCUCCCCCAAAGAGAGAAGUAGCAUCCCAGAGGCAGGCUCCAGUUCAGAUAACCCAGAUUCUCCACAAAGCACACUUCCAUUUCCUAAUCUCCUUCAGGACCGUGAAGGGCAAACUCGCUCUGUGGCCUUAGACAGCCCUCCUCUUUCUGGAUCCAGCUCUUGCCAGCAGCCUUCUCCUCUGGAGCUUGACUGGAGCAAGAAAGCAGACAUUGUCCAGCAGCUGAUUAACCAGACAUUAUUACUAAAUGGGGACAACUGCUCCCCGUUAUUGCUCCUCCCUGGUGGAGCUGCUGGGACACUGAGCCCACUGGAGACUAGCCUUUGGCCCAGCCUGUCCACACUUACUCCACCGUCUGCCACAGUGACUUCUGUUAGCAGCUUCUCGGCUGAGAUUUCUGGUAGUUCUCCACAAGGUGAGUGGACAGUAGUGGAGCUAGAGACUCAUCAUUAAGCCUACUGUUGAGGGGAGGCAGACUAAAAAGGAUAACUGCAGCUGUAGGGUGUCGAGGGUAGAAAUGAGGAGAAUCUACAGGAUUCUGUUUUUACUUUGCAAGCAACAAUUUCUGAAAACUUUGCAGAACCAUACAUUUUGUCACACCCAAGGUUAUUAAUGUUAAAAACUGGUAGCGUCUGUCAAAGUUGCUGUAACUCCCUCCUCCACUGUCUCCACCUAAUACUACUGGAUAGCCAGGAAUUGGCUGCACUGAUUAAGUUUAUUAUGGCAACUUCUUUUUGUACACUUCCCCACCCCUGCCAGACAGCCAUGCCAUAUCACACCAGCUCUGAGUCAGCAAGCUACUUCCAUGAUCGGUUUAUUGCAAGCGUCUGCCUGUCUUUCCUGCACCAUCAUUUAUCUGGGUAAAGCACAGUAGAAGGCAAUUCUUGCAGACAAUGUUCUUGAUGACUUGCAUGCAAGUCAGAUGGCACUAUUAAGCAUGGAAGCUAAUCGACGCAACCUAGAAUUUACUAAAUGUUGGCAAUAAGCGCUAAAGCAUUAAUGUGAUUAGCCAAGAUUCAUUUUCUCUAAUGCUGUUAAUUAAAAUAUUUAACUGAUGCAGUAUUUUAAGUAAAGGAAUGGUCUUGAGGUUGAGGUCUCAACAUGCCAGUUAACUGGUCACAAUAUGUAGAAAUGAAAGGCAUCAGCAAUACAUAGGACAUGACAUAGGGCAAAAAUUUUUUUUUUUUUUUUUUUUUUAAAAAAGUAUAUUGAUGCUAAUGGGGAAAGUCAUUUACAGGAAACUGAGCUACUGAAUGAAAUCUUAACACUGAAACAAGGUGAGUACUCUGAGACUAGAUAAAUUGGUGGUAUUUGUACUGCAAUUCCGUACAAUGGAAAUUUCUUAUAAAAUUUUAACGAAGGCUCAGUAAAACUAGCUCACAUGAGGUGGUGUGGGGUUAAUGGUGCUACUAAUAUUUAUGAAGGAAAUUUAGGUUAUGGUUGAGCACAAUUUGAUACAAAAACCUGUUUGUACUUUUCAAACUAUCCCCCUUGAACUGUUCAGAUGCAGUGAUGCACCAAACUCUUAAUUGUAGGCAAUGCUAUCAAAGUCAUAUUUAAAAAAUUUUAAAAUUUUUUUUGCUUCAUUAAUGUAUGAGACCAGGACUAUCAUUUUAGAUUGUGAAUGGAUUUUGCCGUCUUGUAGAGUAAUAUACAUGUUGUGAAGUGUGCAUGUCAAAUUCUAUUGGUGGUGUUGUACUGUUUGAUCUUGUAUUGCCCCUUUCCUGUGAAAUGUCAUUUGUGUGUGUUUCUAGGAUUUGUGGUCACUGUUUAACUGUGCAUAGACGUGGCACAACCUCUUAUGUAAUUGGGAUACAUUUUGUCUGACUAGUCUAGUCAACUAUAAUUGUUCCCAAAGUUCAAAGGGAAAACUUCUUAAAUUUGGGUAGACUUAAAGGUGCAGAUGGAUUGUUGUAGCCGUUGAGACUGCAUGCUCGAUUAAAUGUAUGUAGAUGUCCAUCCAAUACCAUAUACUUGUUUUCAGGAAGUCUAGAUAUUUGUAGAAACUUCUUUUUUACAUUUUGUCUGUCUUGAGCUUUUUCUUUAUUUAUAUUAAAGAUUCCAUUAAUAGUUUAGUCACUGAACACCGAAUCAGGGAAUUGAGUCUCCAGGUAUAUUCAGACCAGUAGUACUGUUGCUGGUCAUCACUUUGUGAAAUAGAAAAAUUCAUGUCUUGAUGCCAGCUUUUAUCAGGAUUAGUGUAUUCCAGACACACUGGAGUUGAUGUUUAAUACUUCACUGUAAAUAACAAUCAGGGAUCAAGAAAGAACAAACGGAUCAGAAUUGUUU